AUGUCGCAUGGAGAUUUAGCGGUCGCAGAAGCCCCAAGAGCCCCCCAUGGGACAUCAGAGCCCACAACUCCCACAUCACCGACAGAAAGACGGGGUUCCACGUUCAUGAGCUUCUUCGCAUCCAUCCUCGGCUCCAAGAACCCGCUGGCCCAUCCCGCAGACCCACAUCAAAACACCGUGUGGCUGCUCGACAACACGGCCUACCAGCCCGUAAACGACGAAACAGGCGAGACCAAAUCCUGGCACGCCGAAGUCGUCGCCUGUAUCUUUGAAAAGGGCGGCAGGAAAGAUAUAGGCAAGAUCGUUGCCCUGAUCGCCGACUAUAUCGGGCUCGACGGCGAGCGUGGCGGCCACGAAGAUGCUCGCAAGCGCAUCGAGCUCCGUAUCCAGCCUUUCCUAGAUGCAGUCUCACCUUCACGGACGGUGACUCUCCAAGUCCCCAUUUCUAGGCCGGCACAGACCCACGGUCUAGGCCCAUCUGACCGCAACGGCAUUAUCAGCCAAACCUUCGAUAUGGGCCACCUCCGCGUUGAAGACGGGGCCGUAGUCAGACCCCGCUUGCAUGAUUUCGGAGAUGAAACCGUAUCCAUGUAUACGACCUUCGCUGCACCAGAAGGGUGGCUGGUGAUUUCCGAUAUCGACGAUACGAUCAAGCGCACCAAGACCCUCGAGCCGACGGGUAUCAUACAAACCACUUUUGCAGAUAUCCCGGAGCCAAUCGCGGGUAUGCCCGAUUUAUACGAUUAUCUCGAUGCCGAGCUGUUCCCGGCGUGGUUUUAUCUCUCAGCAUCACCGUAUAACCUGUAUCCGUUCCUGCAUAGCUUCCUGGAUGAGCACUACUGCCCCGGCACAUUAGUGCUGCGUGAUUACUCGUGGUUGGAUAUCACAGGUCUGAUCAAGUCUUUCACGGAGAAAACGCAGGAGUACAAGGUUGAGCGCAUGGAGAAAAUUCACAACUGGUUCCCGCGUCGGAGAGUUCUGUGUAUUGGGGAUUCGACGCAGAAGGAUCCCGAGGCUUAUGCUGAGAUGUACGCGAAGUAUCCGGAGUGGAUUCACGCCAUCGUGAUUCGCAAGGUGCUAGACGUGGCUCAUAUGGAGGAGAAGAAUGAGCCAGAGAGGUUUGAGAAGGCGUUUGAAAAUGUGCCAGAUCACAUCUGGACCGUUUUCGAGGACCCGAGGGAGUUAUAUGAUUUUGUUGAUGGACUUGGAAUGGAGGAUCAGGAUUUGUAA
Penicillium olsonii is the source of this 1230-nucleotide messenger RNA. NCBI's taxonomy places the organism in Eukaryota, Fungi, Ascomycota, Eurotiomycetes, Eurotiales, Aspergillaceae. The record is from the annotation of a GenBank genome assembly.